CAGCGCUCGCAAGCCUGGUGGAAGAUGGCGGCGUCCAGGGCGAGCCUCUGAGAGGCAGAGGGAGGAGCGGAGGGGGUGGGGGCCGCGGCGCAGGAACCCGCGGCGACAGGCCCCGGCGGGGAAAAGGAAAGCGAGAGGGGACGGGGCCGGCGGCGCCUCCAUCCCACUCAAGACGUGGAGCCGGCGGCGGGCGGAGCUCGGGCUGGAGCGCCUCCAGCCUCCUGCGAAGGUUUCAGCACAAAAUGAACAUAAUUAGGGAAAAUAAGGAUCUGGCAUGUUUCUACACAACCAAGCACUCAUGGAGGGGGAAGUAUAAACGAGUCUUUUCAGUUGGAACCCAUGCAGUUACUACAUAUAAUCCCAAUACCUUAGAAGUAACAAAUCAGUGGCCUUAUGGAGACAUUUGUAGCAUCAGCCCUGUUGGGAAAGGACAAGGAACAGAGUUCAACCUCACAUUCCGUAAAGGCAGUGGGAAAAAGUCAGAAACGUUGAAGUUUUCUACAGAGCACAGAACAGAGCUGCUUACGGAAGCUUUGAGAUUUAGAACUGACUUUGCAGAGGGAAAAAUCACAGGAAGGAGAUACAACUGCUACAAGCAUCACUGGAGCGAUGCAAAGAAACCUGUGGUUUUGGAAGUAACUCCUGGAGGCUUUGACCAAAUAAAUCCUGUAACCAACAGAGUGCUGUGUUCCUAUGACUACAGGAAUAUUGAAGGCUUCGUAGAUCUCUCUGAUUAUCAGGGAGGAUUUUGUAUACUCUAUGGAGGAUUUAGUAGAUUGCAUUUAUUUGCAUCAGAGCAAAGAGAAGAGAUCAUUAAAAGUGCAAUAGAACACGCUGGCAACUACAUAGGUAUCUCCCUGCGGAUCAGGAAAGAGCCACUGGAAUUUGAGCAAUAUUUGAAUCUUCGUUUUGGGAAAUACAGCACUGAUGAGUCUAUCACAUCUUUGGCAGAGUUUGUGGUCCAAAAAAUAUCUCCUCGACAUUCGGAACCUGUGAAAAGAGUUCUGGCGGUCACAGAAACAUGCUUAGUGGAGCGAGAUCCAGCAACCUACAACAUUGCAACAUUGAAGCCCCUGGGAGAAGUAUUUGCAUUGGUUUGUGACUCAGAAAACCCACAACUUUUUACCAUUGAGUUUAUAAAAGGGCAAGUUCGGAAAUACUCUUCAACAGAAAGAGAUUCCUUGUUAGCAAGCUUGCUGGAUGGAGUAAGAGCCUCUGGUAACAGAGAUGUUUGUGUUAAGAUGGCACCGACCCACAAAGGCCAGCGAUGGGGGUUACUCAGCAUGCCUAUAGACGAGGAAGUCGAGAGCCUUCACCUCAGAUUCCUGGCUGCACCUCCUAAUGGCAACUUUGCAGAUGCUGUAUUCAGGUUCAACGCUAACAUUUCCUACAGUGGAGUGCUGCAUGCAGUAACACAGGAUGGUCUCUUCUCAGAAAACAAGGAAAAGCUCAUCAAUAAUGCAAUAACAGCACUGUUGUCUCAAGAGGGGGAUGUCGUUGCCUCAAAUGCAGAACUUGAGAGCCAGUUCCAAGCUGUGAGGAGACUUGUAGCCUCCAAAGCUGGUUUCCUGGCCUUCACGCAGCUUCCAAAGUUUCGGGAGCGCCUAGGAAUGAAGGUAGUGAAAGCACUCAAGAGAAGCAACAACGGAGUCAUCCACGCGGCUGUGGAUAUGCUCUGUGCCCUCAUGUGUCCUAUGCAUGAUGACUAUGACCUAAGACAAGAGCAGCUAAACAAAGCUUCUCUUCUCUCUUCAAAGAAGUUUCUGGAAAACUUAUUGGAGAAAUUUAAUUCCCAUGUGGAUCAUGGGACCGGUGCCCUAGUAAUUAGUUCACUCUUGGACUUCCUUACCUUUGCCCUCUGUGCUCCAUAUAGUGAGACAACUGAAGGGCAGCAGUUUGAUAUGCUCUUAGAGAUGGUAGCCUCCAAUGGAAGAACCCUUUUUAAACUCUUUCAGCAUCCUUCCAUGGCGAUUGUGAAGGGAGCUGGAUUGGUUAUGAAGGCAAUAAUAGAGGAAGGUGACAGAGAGAUUGCUACUAAGAUGCAGGAGCUCGCUCUAAGUGAGGGUGCCUUACCUCGACACUUACACACUGCGAUGUUUACAAUCAGUUCAGAUCAGCGCAUGCUUACGAAUAGACAGCUAAGUAGACAUCUAGUGGGACUCUGGACCGCUGAUAACACAACUGCCACAAACUUGUUGAAACGCAUACUGCCACCAGGCUUGUUGGCAUACUUGGACAGUUCAGAUCCAGUUCCAGAGAAGGAUGCAGACCGCAUGCACGUCAGAGACAAUGUGAAAAUAGCAAUGGAUCAAUAUGGAAAAUUUAAUAAAGUUCCAGAGUGGCAAAGAUUAGCUGGAAAAGCUGCCAAAGAAGUUGAGAAGUUUGCCAAAGAAAAGGUUGAUCUUGUGUUGAUGCACUGGAGGGAUAGGAUGGGCAUUGCUCAGAAAGAGGACAAAAACCAUAUGAAUAUAAAUCAAAAGCCAGUAGUUCUUCGAAAGAGAAGACAAAGAAUAAAAAUAGAAGCAAACUGGGAUCUCUUCUAUUACAGGUUUAGUCAAGACCACGCUAGAUCGAACCUCAUUUGGAAUUUUAAAACACGAGAAGAACUGAAAGAUGCCCUUGAGUCUGAGAUGCGGACAUUUAACAUCGACAGGGAGCUGGGCAGCGCCAGUGUCAUCUCCUGGAACCACCAUGAGUUUGAGGUUAAAUAUGAGUGCCUGGCAGAGGAAAUCAAAAUAGGAGACUAUUACUUGAGAUUGUUAUUGGAGGAGGAUGAAAAUGAAGAAAGUGGAUCAAUAAAAAGAUCGUAUGAAUUUUUCAAUGAGCUCUACCACCGCUUCCUGCUCACUCCAAAAGUUAACAUGAAGUGUUUGUGUUUACAAGCCCUUGCUAUCGUUUAUGGCAGAUGCCAUGAAGAAAUAGGGCCCUUCACAGAUACGAGAUACAUCAUUGGGAUGUUAGAAAGGUGCACUGAUAAACUUGAGCGGGAUAGGCUGAUCCUCUUCCUCAACAAGCUGAUCCUUAAUAAGAAAAACGUUAAGGACCUCAUGGACUCGAACGGCAUUAGAAUUCUUGUGGACUUGCUAACUCUUGCACAUCUCCAUGUGAGCCGAGCGACAGUCCCCUUGCAGAGCAAUGUGAUUGAAGCGUCUCCAGAUAUGAAGAGAGAGAGUGAGAAGGAGUGGUAUUUUGGCAACGCAGACAAAGAAAGGAGUGGGCCAUAUGGAUUUCAUGAGAUGCAAGAAUUAUGGGCCAAAGGAAUGUUGAAUGCAAAAACCAGAUGUUGGGCUCAAGGCAUGGAUGGAUGGCGACCGCUCCAGGCGAUACCUCAGCUUAAGUGGUGCCUGUUAGCCAGUGGGCAGGCUGUUCUGAAUGAAACUGACCUUGCUACCUUAAUACUGAACAUGUUGAUCACAAUGUGUGGAUAUUUUCCAAGCAGGGACCAGGAUAAUGCCAUCAUUCGUCCUCUGCCCAGAGUGAAAAGACUGCUGUCAGAUAGCACCUGCCUUCCCCAUGUCAUCCAGUUACUGCUGACCUUUGACCCUAUCCUUGUUGAGAAGGUUGCCAUCUUAUUACAUCACAUUAUGCAAGAUAACCCACAGUUGCCUCGCCUCUAUCUCAGCGGAGUGUUUUUCUUCAUCAUGAUGUAUACAGGUUCCAACGUGCUUCCUGUUGCUCGGUUUUUAAAAUAUACACAUACCAAACAGGCUUUCAAGUCUGAGGAGACUAAAGGACAAGAUAUUUUUCAGAGAAGUAUACUUGGACAUAUCUUACCUGAAGCAAUGGUUUGCUACCUAGAAAAUUAUGAACCUGAGAAGUUUUCUGAGAUUUUCCUUGGUGAAUUUGACACUCCAGAAGCAAUCUGGAGCAGUGAGAUGCGGCGUCUCAUGAUAGAGAAGAUUGCUGCCCAUCUUGCUGACUUCACCCCUCGCCUGCAGAGCAAUACAAGAGCACUUUAUCAAUACUGUCCCAUCCCGGUUAUCAAUUAUCCACAGCUAGAAAAUGAACUAUUCUGUAAUAUUUAUUACCUUAAACAACUUUGUGAUACACUCCGGUUUCCAGAUUGGCCAAUUAAAGACCCAGUUAAGCUUCUGAAAGAUUCCCUUGACGCUUGGAAGAAGGAAGUAGAAAAGAAGCCACCUAUGAUGUCCAUAGACGAUGCUUAUGAAGUGCUUAAUCUGCCUAUAGGCCAGGGGCUGCAUGAUGAAAGCAAGAUCAGAAAAGCUUACUUUAGACUGGCACAGAAAUACCACCCGGAUAAGAACCCAGAAGGAAGGGACAUGUUUGAAAAAGUAAAUAAAGCAUAUGAAUUUUUAUGUACCAAGUCAACAAAAAUAGUGGAUGGACCAGAUCCAGAGAAUAUAAUUUUAAUUCUGAAAACCCAGAGCAUCCUUUUCAACCGCCAUAAAGAAGAGUUACAGCCUUAUAAAUAUGCAGGAUAUCCCAUGCUAAUUAGGACCAUAACAAUGGAGACUUCAGAUGACCUCCUCUUCUCAAAAGAAUCACCACUGUUGCCUGCGGCUGCAGAGCUGGCUUUCCACACAGUCAACUGCUCAGCCCUCAACGCUGAAGAGCUCAGAAGAGAGAAUGGGUUAGAGGUGUUACAGGAGGCAUUUAGUCGCUGUGUGGCUGUCCUGAAUCGCUCCAGUAAGCCAAGUGACAUGUCAGUGCAGGUGUGUGGACACAUAAGCAGAUGCUACAGUGUGGCUGCCCAGUUUGAAGAGUGCCGGGAGAAGAUCACAGAAAUGCCUGGCAUCAUCAAGGACCUCUGCCGUGUGCUGUAUUUUGGCAAGUGUAUCCCACGGGUGGCCGCCCUCGCAGUAGAAUGUGUCAGCUCUUUCGCUGUGGAUUUCUGGCUACAGACACAUCUAUUUCAGGCUGGGGUUUUGUGGUAUCUGCUUGUUUAUCUGUUUAACUAUGAUUACACAUUGGAAGAGAGCGGCAUUCAGAAAGAUGAAGAGACAAACCAGCAGGUAACUUUUAGUAAGUCGUUGGGACGCCAAACCCUGAAGAUGCUUAACAGCAACACAGAGAGCCCGUAUUUGAUGUGGAACAACUCUACAAGGGCAGAACUGCUUGAGUUUCUUGAGUCACAACAAGAAAAUAUGAUCAAAAAGGGUGAUUGUGACAAAACUUAUGGGGCAGAAUUUGUCUACAGUGAACAUGCCAAAGAACUUAUCGUUGGUGAGAUUUUUGUUAGAGUCUAUAAUGAAGUCCCAACUUUCCAGCUAGAGGUUCCAAAAGAGUUUGCUGCAAGUCUGUUGGAUUACAUAGGCUCUCAGGCCCAGUACCUCCACACGUUCAUGGCCAUCACUCAUGCUGCAAAAGUGGAGUCGGAGCAACAUGGGGACCGCUUACCAAGAGUGGAAAUGGCUUUGGAGGCUCUGAGAAAUGUGAUCAAAUACAACCCAGGUUCUGAAAGUGAAUGCAUCGGGCACUUUAAGUUAAUAUUUUCUCUUCUCCGAGUCCAUGGAGCUGGUCAGGUGCAGCAGCUGGCAUUAGAGGUUGUGAAUAUAGUGACAUCCAACCAAGACUGUGUCAAUAACAUUGCAGAAUCCAUGGUUUUGUCCAACUUGUUGGCUCUUCUACACUCAUUGCCAUCGAGCCGUCAGCUAGUUCUGGAGACUCUCUAUGCUUUGGCAUCAAAUACAAAGAUAAUCAAAGAAGCCAUGGCAAAAGGAGCUUUGAUUUAUUUAUUGGAUAUGUUCUGCAAUUCAACACACCCUCAGGUUCGAUCCCAGACAGCUGAACUUUUUGCCAAAAUGACAGCAGAUAAACUAAUAGGUCCAAAGGUGCGAAUUACAUUAAUGAAAUUUCUGCCCAGUGUGUUCAUGGAUGCCAUGAGAGACAACCCUGAAGCUGCUGUGCAUAUAUUUGAGGGAACUCACGAAAAUCCAGAGCUGAUCUGGAAUGACAGCUCCAGAGAUAAGGUUUCCACAACUGUGAGAGAGAUGAUGCUGGAGCACUUUAAAAAUCAACGGGACAACCCAGAUGUGAACUGGAAGUUGCCUGAAGACUUUGCUGUGGUGUUCGGAGAAGCAGAGGGGGAGCUUGCUGUUGGAGGAGUUUUCUUGAGGAUCUUUAUUGCACAGCCAGCUUGGGUGCUGAGGAAACCCAGAGAAUUUCUUAUUGCACUGCUAGAAAAAUUAACUGAGCUCCUGGAGAAGAACAAUCCACAUGGAGAAACUCUGGAAACACUGACCAUGGCGACAGUUUGUCUCUUCAGUGCACAGCCUCAGUUGGCAGAUCAAGUCCCGCCAUUGGGCCAUCUUCCCAAAGUUAUCCAGGCGAUGAAUCACAGAAACAAUGCCAUUCCUAAGAGUGCAAUUCGGGUUAUUCACGUCCUGUCUGACAAUGAGCUGUGUGUCCGAGCCAUGGCGUCCUUGGAGACCAUUGGCCCGCUGAUGAAUGGGAUGCGAAAGCGAGCAGAUACUGUGGGCCUGGCCUGUGAAGCCAUCAACCGCAUGUUCCAGAAGGAGCAGAGUGAGCUAGUAGCGCAGGCAUUGAAAGCAGAGUUGGUUCCAUACCUCUUAAAGCUGCUUGAAGGCGUAGGCCUUGAAAACCUCGACAGUCCUGCUGCCACCAAGGCCCAGAUUGUCAAAGCUCUUAAGGCAAUGACUCGAAGUCUGCAGUAUGGAGAGCAGGUGAGUGAGAUCCUAUCUCGGUCUUCGGUCUGGAGCGCCUUCAAAGACCAGAAACAUGACUUGUUCAUCUCUGACUCCCACACAGCAGGAUACCUCACAGGACCUGGAGUUGCUGGCUACCUUACAGCAGGUACAUCCUCAUCAGCCAUGUCUAAUCUGCCGCCUCCUGUAGACCAUGAGGCAGGAGACCUUGGCUAUCAGACUUGAAACACUCAGACAGUAAAUGCUGGAAGGCCAGUACUGCGCCCACAUUCCUCCAACCAACAUGUUGAAACAGACUCCGCUGCCUUUCUCCUGGUGUCAUGUCAGUGUUAUUCCUUUUCUAUAAAUAGACUUUUAUUUAGGAGAAGAGCCCAUGGCUCUGACGUAUCACGUUCUGAGAAAGCACUGUGGGUCAACCACCUGGGUACACGAGAAUUUCUUCUUCUUGAUGUAUGUAAGCACAUUUUGUUCCUUUAUAUCUGUUUACAAGACUGUGAAUCAAAAAGACAAACUCUCUUCCUAGUUUUUAUAACUUUUUUUUUAAUUACUGUGACUGUGGGAUUAAGCUGCAGUCUACAAACAUUGGGCUAAAUCUUAUCCCAGAGCAGGGCGCCUCUCUCUCCUGCACCAGGUCUCCAUGACCGUCUUCCUCUCAUCGUCCCUCCACCUAUGACCAGAUCCUCAAUCAUUAACUCUGAGAGCUCGGUGCACAUCGGUGUGUAUGACAGGCAUCACCAAACUGAACGACAAGGAGCUUGUGCAAAAAAAAUUAAAACUAAAAAUGGAUGUGAAGAUGUUAUGUAAGAGAUUAGUGUAAUUGUGAAAUGUUCUAUACAUUAUCAAAUAUAUAAAGCUUUCUAUAUUGAAUGUACAUUAUACAGAUCAUUCAUAUGUGUACAUAAAAUUUUAAAAAUAAAGGGAAUUGACUGCUUUGUUAAUGAGAUAUGUAUGUUCUGUA
Messenger RNA from Mus caroli (Ryukyu mouse), 7584 nucleotides. Lineage: Eukaryota; Metazoa; Chordata; Mammalia; Rodentia; Muridae. The record is from RefSeq and is a predicted model, not a curated record.